Salvia splendens (bonfire salvia) is the source of this 683-nucleotide messenger RNA. RefSeq lists its product as uncharacterized. The record is from RefSeq and is a predicted model, not a curated record. NCBI's taxonomy places the organism in Eukaryota, Viridiplantae, Streptophyta, Magnoliopsida, Lamiales, Lamiaceae. Gene Ontology annotation, biological process: positive regulation of DNA-templated transcription; chloroplast organization. Bases 105 to 647 code for a protein of 180 amino acids. The transcript is spliced from 3 exons.
CUCUUCUCUUUGUCCUCUCCACAAACACACAUUAACAUUCAUAUAUAUAUAUAGAGAGUGAGCUUCAAAGAGGCAUUGAAGAAAUAGGUAGAAAUUAUAUUGAGAUGGGAUUGAGGGCAGUUCCUCUCUCACCGUCGCAGAAUGGUCUAAUAUUUCCACCAACAUAUGUACAGCCAUAUCUUCACUGCAGAAGAAGCUCAUUAAAAGUUGGAGUAGUGGUGUUUGCAAAGAAAGAGAAUGGUGAAGAAGAAGAAGGAGGAGGAGAAGCCAUACCUAAGAGGAAGCAAAAUCUAUUUGAGAGUGUGACAGAAGCCCUAGAUUUCUCGCAAGUUAGAUCAGCUCGUGAUGCCAAGCUGCUAGAACAAGCCAGACAAGCCACCAAAUCUGGAGAUCAGAUGUCUAGGGAACAGUAUGGAGCACUGAGGAGGAAGAUUGGGGGAACAUACAAGGAUUUCUUCAAAUCAUAUGUGGAAGUGGAUGGAGAGUACGUGGAAGAGGGAUGGGUGGACAAGACGUGCAAAGUUUGCAAGAAAGACACGAGAGGAGAGGAGAGGCAGGUGGACAAGUUAGGGAGAUAUGUGCAUGUUGCUUGCUUGAACAAACCUUCUUCUUCUGGAAACUUCUUCACUAAACUCUUCACCGGAUAAAAUUAUAGCAAUACAAUCCCAGUCUUUUAUUUUCCA